Molecule: messenger RNA, 1506 nt
Organism: Venustampulla echinocandica
Lineage: Eukaryota; Fungi; Ascomycota; Leotiomycetes; Helotiales; Pleuroascaceae
Exons: 7
Coding region: 1-1506 (501 amino acids)
Biological process (GO): zinc ion transmembrane transport
Cellular component (GO): plasma membrane
Molecular function (GO): zinc ion transmembrane transporter activity
Source: RefSeq, a predicted model, not a curated record
AUGUUUCUUCAAAAGCUCCUGUAUAUUGGCGGCCUUUCGGCUAUUUUGGAAGCCUCUCUUGUUGAAGGCUAUUCACUGACUGAGCACCCCGUUCCAACGAGGGUCAAGAGAAUCCCAGCGGAAGCAUCAUCAUCAGCAAGCCCAGUCACUGCUCUGACUGGAUGUCAUAUGCAUGGCACUGUUCAAUAUUGCAUGGCGGGGACAGAAGAAUAUCAACUUCUAACUACUCCAACGGCGACCGGAGCACUUCCAGCACAGUACACCGGCUGUCAUUCUCACUCCAGUGACCUGUGGUGUUUCGAUCCAGAUGGCAACGAAAGUCAAUUUGCUGUUGAAGGCGCAUCGACAGAUACCACAGAACAACAAGCCUCAGGGACAGUGACUGGAGUGCAAGCAUCAUCAACGAGCAGUGGCGAAAACUGCCAUUUCCAUGCCGGGGUUGAACACUGCGUGGGCGAAGGUCAGAGCGAAUCCGGAACAGAAGGUUCCUGUGAUCGUAAAGGACGAGAGUACAAUGUUAAACUACGAAUCGGACUUCUCUUUGUGAUACUUGUUACGAGCUUCCUCGGAGUAUCAAUCCCAAUCUUCAUCACCUCCUUCUCAAGCUUCUCAUCCGAGAACAUAGUCUUCGUGGCUUUGAAGCAAUUUGGGACUGGAGUAAUUAUCUCCACAGCUUUUAUCCACCUUUUCACCCACGCAUUUCUCAUGUUUUCAAAUUCCUGCCUCGGAACAUUAGAGUAUGAGUCAACGACAGCCGCCAUCUUCCUAGGUGGCCUAUUCAUCUCCUUCCUAGUCGAAUAUCUCGGACAUCGUCUUGCCCACUGGAGGAAGGCUCAAGUCUCAUCAGGACUACUUGAGUCGGAUUCUUCAGAUCCUAAAGCGCAACCAGCCCCUGGAGAAGCAAGUGAUGACACGGAUAUACGGCCAAGUUGCCCUCACGAGCCAACAACGCUUCGAAAACACCACCACCGCAUGGGCUCUGAAACAGUUAGCGUACUUGUCCUAGAAUCUGGAAUUAUUUUCCACAGUAUACUGAUAGGUCUUACCCUUGUCGUUGCAGGCGACUCUUUUUUCAUCACACUCUUCAUCGUCAUCCUCUUCCACCAAGUGUUCGAAGGCAUCGCUCUCGGAACCUGCAUUGCUGCGCUUCCUUCCACCGCAGCCCAAAGCCAAGCCACCGGUGCCUCACCGGCCUCCAAGCCCGUCUCUUUCACUACUAAACUUGCUAUGGCCAUCACAUACGCGCUUACCACACCGCUUGGUAUGGCGAUUGGAAUCGGAGUCUUAGGCCGCUUCAAUGGUAAUGAUCCAUCAACGAUCAUUGCGAUAGGAACGCUGGAUGCGCUUAGUGCGGGCAUCUUGGCUUGGGUGGGGUUGGUUGAGAUGUGGGCGGGUGAUUGGUUGCAUGGAGGAUUAAUGGAUGCGAAGCCUUUGAGGACAGGAAUCGCUAUGAUCGCGUUGAUAGCCGGGUUGGUGGUUAUGAGCGUAUUGGGGAAGUGGGCGUAG